AUGAUAGAUCUAUCAUUUCGUUCCUUCCAACGACUCUAUGUCAACUCCUCUAACCAUGCUUACCACCUUACCUCCCCCCGGCCGAUUUCGGUAAACUCAUCGAUCCUCCCCCUGUCCACCGUCUCGACCCAUAAAACGCCCAGUCGAUGCACGAGCGAGGAAAUCCAUAAUGAUGAUGUCGAUUCAAUGCAUUCGCUUAAUGCGUCGUUUGAGUAUCAUCCCAGAACGGAUGUGGAAAUGGAAGAUUGCGAGACCAUAACCGAUGUUUCACAUCAAGUAAAUCGAAACAGUGUUCAGUUCCAGAACCUACCUAUCGAGAUACAUGAGGCGAUAUUGGAUCAUUUGUUUGGCGAGCGAGCGUCUGCUGCCAACAGUAACGCUCAUGGGCCGGGUUCUCGCAGUUGGGUCAAAGCCUUACGGCACCCUAGAAGAAAGGCCCUUUCCAAUUUGACCUUGAUAUCGCCGCUGUGGAGGAAUCUGGUACAGGAACGAAUCUAUCGGCACAUCAAAGUCAAGGGCACCAAGGACGGACUCGCCGAAUGCGAAAGUUGGUUCGUACUCCAUCCCCAUCUUGUACCCCACGUUCGUCACAUCGAAGUCUGGGUCCCUGUUUGGGGAAAUCGUGCCCAGAAGAAUACGGCUACAUAUCCUCGUGAAUAUUUACCGGCGCGCCGAUACUUGAAUGAGGAUAAUGGUCUGGCGGGGGUAAAUGCUGUUUUGCAGGCUACCGUUGCUAGGUGGGAAGACCAUGACCAUGGACAUCGCGGUUCAAACAAUUUUGCCUUUCAUGUAGCCUGUCACAAUGCUAGUCUCGAAGAGAUAUUUUGGCAUGUAGGGUCAAAUUUUCCUGCAGCACAAAUUCUCACUCUCGAAGCUGGCCAUUGUAAGAAACCACCCUUGAUUACGCAUUUUGCCAAGGAUCCAUCGGGUUUGCAAGGCCAACACCAUCUUAUCCAACUCCCGAACAUCAGAACGCUUGUCAUGCGCGGUGCCUGGAAUAUAAUGCGGGAUUAUCGGCAUUGGGUGACAAUUUCCGAUGCCUUGCCUUCGUUACGAGAAUGGCAUUGUGCGUAUGCAAAGCCAAAGGUUGAAGGAUAUCAGACGAUCUACAGGGCACUGUCAAAUUUGUCGUCGAGUGUGGUGCACCUCAACAUCAGUCUGGAAGGGUUCCAUAGCAAAGAUCAGUCACAUUGGUAUGGUGAACGGGCGAGCCACCAUCACCAUCUCUGCCGACUACUAGGUGACAUCGCGCCGCGUUUGGAACAUCUCAGUUUCACGGGUAACGUGUGUGCGAGCCUUUUCAAUGCCGCUCGAACGGCUGUUGCCCAUCGGCCUCAAGACGCCAGGCUCAAGUCGCUCGAUCUUGUUGUUAAGACAUGCUGCCAAGAGCCAAAUAGCGAGUCAUCAUUUCCGCUACUGGAGGAACCAUCUGGGAUUACGAAUCUGAAAUUCAUUCAGUCGUUUGGAAAACUAGUUUUAGGCGCGGUCCGCUCACUGGACACAUAUCUCGCCUUGUCGUACAUUCGUAUCCGCUUCAUCGAUCUCGACUCCACAUGCGCUCUCCUCAACCCAUACUUUCAAAUGUCCGACAGCGAAUGCACAGGGCUGUGGAAUGUCCAAAUCAUUGAAACCCUGGCGCGAGUGCGCCCAUCAAGUCAAUUCGCGCAGCUGUCUGAUGGUAUUUAUCCUCAAUUCGGCCCUGACAAUACAAUAAUCGGUGCUGUGUAUCCUCGUACGCGACCAUUGAGCAUCAAUGCCAACAAUUACAAAAUCCUGUCCGACGCGGCAAAGUCAUAG
This is a messenger RNA of Talaromyces proteolyticus, 1797 nucleotides long. RefSeq lists its product as uncharacterized. The transcript is spliced from 2 exons. The coding region runs from base 1 to 1797 and encodes 598 amino acids. The record is from RefSeq and is a predicted model, not a curated record. Lineage: Eukaryota; Fungi; Ascomycota; Eurotiomycetes; Eurotiales; Trichocomaceae.